Molecule: messenger RNA, 4042 nt
Organism: Tarenaya hassleriana
Lineage: Eukaryota; Viridiplantae; Streptophyta; Magnoliopsida; Brassicales; Cleomaceae
Product: serine/threonine-protein kinase phg2
Exons: 10
Coding region: 593-3793 (1066 amino acids)
Biological process (GO): protein phosphorylation; signal transduction
Cellular component (GO): cytoplasm
Molecular function (GO): protein kinase activity; protein binding; ATP binding
Source: RefSeq, a predicted model, not a curated record
AAAAACCCCAACUUUCGAAAACUCCAAUUUUUUUUCCUUCCCCUUUUCCAUUUUCAGAGAAAUUCUUUUGAUUUUUCCCACCGGACAAACUCCCAGUUUCGAAUUUUCGUUCCCCUCAUUGCCAAUCUCUCAUCCGCAAUCCCGAUUUCCUCACUUUCCGGGGAAUUUCGUGUGAUGAAUUUGGAAAGAGAAUCUGUGUCCUGUCUUAGUUAAGAUCUUGUACCGGUGUAUAUCCAGUUGUUGAUCGUGUUUGCCGGAGUUUUGAUGGUGGAUGACACACGGGUUCGUGUUUGAUUUCCACAACCUGUUUGCUGUAUUUCCUCAAAGACCUGACCUGAGGAUAAUUACAAUCUGGAAUGGAGGAUGAAAUCACCUGGUUUUCCGCAUUUUCAUUCUGAAAUUCGGAUUAGCUUGCGGAUUAAGAGAAGGGUAACGUCUCAACGGGUUUAGAUCCACAUCAGCGAAACUUGUUCCUCAGAAAGAUUGAAGCAAGUGUUCGUAUAUUGACCUCUACGGCCUUGAGAAUGCAGGGUUUUUGUCCGGGUGGAGAAGAAUAGGACAUAGGCUUUUCAUUUUUUUUUGCUCGGACAGCAUGACAAUGGAGGUUCCCGGCAGCUCCAGCUCCAACCAGCAGGUAGAUAGGGAUAGUUUCAGCAGGGACAUUAGCCGUGUUAACAGCAGAAACAUAGAUAAUAUCUGUAUCCAGACAGGGGAGGAGUUUUCAGAUGAGUUCCCGAGGGAUCGUGCCACUCAACGAAGAGCACAUAUUGCCAGUAACAACGUUGAGAACAGCCAUAAUCGCCAGCUUGUUUACGAGGAUCUCAAUCGAAUCCUCGGCCUUCAGAGAGUUGAUUCUGAUGUUUCAGACGUUAUUCCCCUUAGCGGAUAUUCAGCCGAGCCCGAUUCUCAGCUUCAUCGGGAUAGUAGUAUAACAAGAUACAUGGACCAUGCUGUCAGUGACAUGCAUCGGAUGGGCGGAAAUUACUACAACAAUGCUGCUCAUCGACCAAAUCCCGUGCCCUUCGACAUUACAACAGACUCACCUCGGAUGUAUCACACAGCAUCGGAUGCUUCUUUGCCGGGAAAACUGAAGUUUCUCUGCAGCUUUGGGGGAAGGAUCUUACCACGGCCAGGUGAUGGGAAGCUUAGGUACAUUGGAGGAGAGACUCGGAUUAUCUCGAUAAGGAAACAUGUUGGUCUCAACGAACUGAUGCAAAAGACGUAUGCUGUAUGCAAUUAUCCCCACACGAUCAAGUACCAAUUACCCGGAGAAGAUCUCGACGCGUUGAUCUCUGUUUGCUCGGAUGAAGAUCUUCUUCACAUGAUUGAAGAGUACCAAGAGGCUGAGAAAAGAGCGGGUUCUCAAAAGAUACGGAUAUUUCUCGUGUCUUCAGUUGAACCGGAUAGCCCGAACUCUUUCAAUGGGAGGAGCACAAACACGAACAAGAACAUGCAGCAGCAACCAGAUUUUGAUCAUUAUCACUAUCUUUCCGCUCUUAACGGUGUUGUGGAUGCGAGUCCUGGGAAGAGUUCCAGUGGCCAAAGCAUGGCAAGUCAGACCACACAGUUCGGGAAUAAUGCUUCAGACUUUAGCCCUACAUUUCAUCGAGACUCGCCUACUUCUGGUCGUACACUGGAAAACAAAGACUGCAGUCCAACCACGUCGAAUUUCUUGGCCGCUUUUCCAAACCCUGGUCCUGUUCACUUCAUGCCUGCAAUGCAGAUUCCGAGGAAUUCAUUUGGUCAGCAAUCUCCUCCUUCAUCGCCAUUUCCAGUUCACCAGAGAGCAAAUACUGACAUCCCAUACUUCGUUGAUUCGAAUGGGUUCUUCGACAAUAACAUAUCUUACGUGGUUCCUCCUAACUUUCCGCUACAGCAUCAGUUCUUGAUGGAGACUAAACAAAUGCAGAAGCAGUCGGAAAUGAAUUUUCAUUACCGGAGCCCGAGCGGUGACAUUUUCCCUCAUCCCAACCAAACUUGUCAAGCUUAUAUGGGAUCUAAGAAACCGAUGCUCAAGAAAAACGCUCUUUCUGAUCCACUGCUGCAUGAUGAGAGCCAGAGUAACAGUAGGUUGGAAUCAAUUACCCCACAGAGAUGGAAAAUAGUGAGAGAGAGAUUACCUUCCUUGGCCAUGUCAAAUUCUGCAGUGAAAUGGCAAGAGCCUAGUCCCUCUGUCAAGAAUCCAGAGAACAUAUGCAAGGACAACAGCCUUGAGUUUUCUAUGGAAGUCCCGAAAUGGAUUGACCAUGAUGAUCCUGGUCCUUUUGAUCAGACCAACCCCAUGAGUUCAAACUUCCAACCCUUCGACCGUGUUACUUCACGUCAUUCACAAGACUCAGGAAGCUCGGUAUUCACUUUAUCAGUGAACCCGAAUGAAAGUUCUGCCGAUGCUUUGAGGGAGAAAUUGAACGAUGUUCAACUAGAUACUGCUCCGGUUACUGAGAUCAGAAGCCAGAGUGGUCAAGCCGAUUACCAUGCAUCCACCAGGAAUUUGCUGGAUGAGUCUGAAAGACGGGAACCGCCCAUUCCAAGAUGUAAUUUGGAGAUAAGUGAUGAUGCAAGCACUCGGAGUCCUCUUCCUAGAGAAAACAGUUUGCAUUUUUGUGAAAUGCCGCUUGGAAAGGUGGGAUCUAGCGAUGCUGUGUUCUUGCACACGCAGGAUUCGAAUGAUUUCCGCGAAAACAAGUCUCUUGGUCCGGCACUCAUAGUUGUGGAUGUGACGAACGGAAUAGAUUCAGUGGUCCCAAUAGAAUCUACUAUCCUCCCUCGUGUACAGAGCGAGUCGGAAGAUAAUAAUUUCUAUUCAAGGGAAGAAAAGGAAACUGGCGACGGUCAUGAAUUCGAAAUUGAGGAAAAGGAUGGAAACCGCAGAAAUACUAAUGAAUCAAUCAGCGAGUCCGCAAUGGUUGAAAUUGAGGCUGGGAUUUACGGCUUACAGAUUAUAAAGAAUGCGGACCUCGAGGACUUACACGAGCUUGGGUCGGGGACGUUCGGAACUGUUUAUUACGGGAAGUGGAGAGGAACUGAUGUUGCUAUCAAGAGGAUAAAGAAUAGCUGUUUCUCUGGAAGAUCAUCCGAGCAAGAACGGCAGACGAAAGAUUUCUGGAGAGAAGCAAGGAUAUUGGCAAACCUUCACCAUCCAAACGUGGUGGCGUUUUAUGGAGUCGUACCAGAUGGACCCGGUGGAACUAUGGCGACUGUAACCGAGUAUAUGGUGAAUGGCUCUCUGAGACAUGCCCUGCAGAGAAAAGACAGCAGAUCGCUUGAUAGGAGGAAAAAGCUCAUGAUAGCUCUGGAUGCUGCAUUUGGAAUGGAGUAUCUGCAUAUGAAGAACAUCGUUCACUUUGAUCUGAAAUGCGACAAUCUGCUCGUCAACUUGAGAGAUGCUCAGAGACCGAUCUGCAAGGUGGGUGAUUUCGGGCUGUCCAGAAUAAAACGAAACACUCUGGUCUCGGGUGGUGUAAGGGGAACCCUUCCAUGGAUGGCACCUGAGCUUCUAAAUGGAAGCAGCAACCGUGUCUCUGAGAAGGUAGAUGUCUUCUCAUUCGGAAUAGCAAUGUGGGAGAUCUUGACAGGGGAAGAACCCUAUGCAAACAUGCACUGCGGCGCCAUCAUCGGUGGAAUUGUGAACAACACGUUGAGACCGCCGGUGCCGGAGAAGUGCGAGAAAGAGUGGAGAAAGCUGAUGGAGCAAUGCUGGUCGUUCGAUCCCUCCGACCGCCCUUCUUUCACGGAUAUCGUUGACCGUCUCCGUUCCAUGUCCGCUGCCUUGCUCCCCAAGCGACGAAUCUGAGCCGUCCGAUCAACUUCAGACCAUGAAUCUACUCAUGUUGUAAGAUGUUCACUUUUUUUGGGGUUGUCCGAAUUAUUGGCCGAGAGGAAUCUAAUACAAAAAAAAAUGGGGGGAAAUGCUAGAUUCCAUCAUACGGAGUUUGUAAAAAAUAUAGUAUUUGAUUUGAUUAUACACAUUGGGGGGUAAAUUAGUUGUACCCAAAAGUUGAGGGGUCAUUGUGUUAUAUAUGAGAAAUGUGUUUCUCAAUCA